AUGGCCAAUAAUACAGAUGCAUCAGCAGUACUUGACAAGAGAAAACAUCCAUUUGGAGACUUAGGAAAACCAACCUUGAGAGGUGUCCGAAAAUGCCCAAAGUGUGGAACAUUAAACGGCACUCGUGGCAUUAGUUGCAAGAACAAAGAUUGUGAUGUUGUUUUUAAAGAACGGGAAAGGAAAAAGGGACACAGUGCUGAAUCUGUGAAGAUUAUAACAGAUUCUACAUUGCAGUUAUACUCAGUUCGAUUACGAGAUAGAGGUCCAGACUACAGAGGCUUUGUUCAACUUCCUUAUAUUCAAGAUAUGGAUGGUAAUCCCACCACAGUGUACGAUACAAACGUCUUAGUUGCGGCAUCUGUUUGCUACGUGGAAAGCUGCAACCGCAGUGGGACGCCAGACUCUAGUUCUAUACUGAAAGGCAAUAUGGAUUCAUGUAUACACAUUCGUUCCGCAGUGGAAUGCACAGAGCAGGCUCAGCCAAUAGGUCUGAAGAAUUCGGUAUUAAAUAGCUUGCAUGUUUCCCCAGAGACGAGACAAGCCAUUUGGUUUUUGGCAACUGACACUUCUGGCCCCGUAGUCCAGAGAGUGACAAAGAAUAUAAUGGUUGUGAAAUGCAAAGUGACUAAUAAGCAACCAUUGGGACUGUUACACUGUGCUUUCUUUGAAACAGCUAGGAACAGACAGCAGCCGGAUUAUAAAUUCCAGUGCACGUGCCAUGUAUUUAAGGUCAGAAAAGAUGUUACCAGGCGCUGUGUGCAUUUUUAUGCUUGUAUUUGUGCAUUUGCUAGUGAUGAAAGGUUGACUGAAGAAUUUGCCCACUUCAUAACUCUUGACCUGGGUAUUUUGCCUAGUUUUUUCCCAUCAUUAAGUCCUGAGAGGCAAGUUCUGGCUAUGUACCAGCAAGUUGAUGACAAACUGGCAGUGACCGCUGACACAGAUACCAUGGAGGUCAUUAUCUCAGAGGAUGAUUUGUUAGCAUCAGCUCCAGAGAAGAAAGUCAAGAAGGAAGAUUCUUUAGCUCAAGCCAGCAGUGCACUGCUGACCCUGCAGGAGCAGAAACAGCCCAUGCCUGUCAGUUUAUUCUCAACAGCACAGUCGUGUCCUAAGCCUGUCCAUCAGUCCAUCCAGUUUCAGUUCCAGCCGCAGCCAACGCAACCUCAGCAACAUGCUGUGCAGCAACCAGCAGCAAAACAAGUACCCAAAAAAAUUUCAUAUCAAACCACAGUUGAUGAGUUUGCUACAUCUGUCAGUUUUCAGCAGUGGUUGGCCAGUGUCACUGAGAGAAUCAAUCAGACCAUGCAUUAUGGGUUUUCAGGUACUCCAGAUCCACUAGUGUUCCAUGCUCCGCAGAUGUUUUUCGAUUGCCUGCAGCAAAGAAUCUCUGCAGGAACUAGGAAGAAACGUCUUCCCAACUUCACCACAGGUUUCGUCCGGAAGGAAGCUCUCCCUUUGGGCACUUUUAUUAAAUACACUUGGCACAUCACAAAUAUUGCACAGGUCAAGCAGAUAUUUGAUUCCACAGAGAUGAGUUUAGAUCUAACCAGAAGCUUUGUGGAGAAUCGAGAUGGAACUUAUGACCCAUAUGAAGCAUCACGUCCCGAAACGUUUAACGAAAACAAUAAAAUUAAAAACCACACUCCCAUCAGGCCAUUUGAGCUCAAGACAUUUUUAAAAGUUGGGCCUUCUAAUGAUCAAAAGGAAUCCACACCUUUCAUCAUAGAAUGGAUACCUGACAUACUGCCUAGAAGUCAUAUAGGAGAGUUGCGCAUCAAGUUUGAGUACGGACAUCAGAGAAAUGGACAGGUGGAGAAUAGGAAUAAUCGGAAUGUUUUGUCACCAGACGUGUCUCUGCAGUCACAAGCCAUACAGUUGAGAGAGAUUGUGCCUAGCUAG
Candidula unifasciata is the source of this 1896-nucleotide messenger RNA. NCBI's taxonomy places the organism in Eukaryota, Metazoa, Mollusca, Gastropoda, Stylommatophora, Geomitridae. The record is from the annotation of a GenBank genome assembly.